Molecule: messenger RNA, 1481 nt
Organism: Galeopterus variegatus (Sunda flying lemur)
Lineage: Eukaryota; Metazoa; Chordata; Mammalia; Dermoptera; Cynocephalidae
Gene: DGAT2
Product: diacylglycerol O-acyltransferase 2
Exons: 8
Coding region: 166-1332 (388 amino acids)
Biological process (GO): triglyceride biosynthetic process
Cellular component (GO): endoplasmic reticulum membrane
Molecular function (GO): diacylglycerol O-acyltransferase activity
Source: RefSeq, a predicted model, not a curated record
ACGGGCCGCCUGCCUCCAGCUUCCUGUGCGGUAGCCGCCCCUGCGUCGGCGCCGUUCCUGGGCUCCCGGGCUCUGCGCAAAGCCCUGGCCCUGGCGGCCGGGACAUGGGACGGGGGCGCAGGGUAGGGCGGCUUCCCUCAGUGCCGUGACUCCACCGGUUUCAGCAUGAAGACCCUUAUAGCCGCCUACUCUGGGGUCCUGCGAGGUGAGCGACGGGCCGAGGCUGCCCGGAGCGAGAGCUCUAAUGGAGGAUCUGCACUAUCACGAGAGGGGUCUGGGAGAUGGGGCACUGGCUCCAGCAUCCUCUUUGCCCUCCAGGACCUCUUCUCCAUCACCUGGCUCAAUAGAUCUAAGGUGGAAAAGCAGCUACAAGUCAUCUCGGUGCUACAAUGGGUUCUGACCUUUCUCACGAUGGGAAUGGGCUGCAGUGUCAUCCUCAUGUACAUGUUCUGCACUGAUUGCUGGCUCAUCUCUGUGCUCUACUUAACGUGGCUGGUGUUUGACUGGAACACGCCCAAGAAAGGUGGCAGGAGGUCAAAGUGGGUCCGAAACUGGGCUGUGUGGCGCUAUUUUCGAGACUAUUUUCCCAUCCAGCUGGUAAAGACACACAACCUGCUGACCACCAGGAACUAUAUCUUUGGAUACCACCCCCAUGGCAUCAUGGGCCUGGGUGCCUUCUGCAACUUCAGCACAGAGGCCACAGAAGUGAGCAAGAAGUUUCCUGGCAUAAGGCCCUACCUGGCCACACUGGCUGGCAACUUCCGGAUGCCAGUGCUAAGAGAGUACCUGAUGUCUGGAGGCAUCUGCCCUGUCAACCGGGACACCAUAGACUACUUGCUUUCAAAGAAUGGGAGUGGCAAUGCCAUCAUCAUUGUAGUCGGGGGUGCGGCUGAGUCCCUGAGCUCCAUGCCUGGCAAGAACGUGGUCACCCUGCGGAACCGCAAGGGCUUUGUGAAACUGGCUCUGCGCCAUGGAGCCGACCUGGUUCCUAUUUACUCCUUUGGGGAGAAUGAAGUAUUCAAGCAGGUGAUCUUCCAGGAGGGCUCCUGGGGCCGAUGGGUCCAGAAGAAGUUCCAGAAGUACAUCGGCUUUGCUCCGUGUGUCUUCCAUGGCCGAGGCCUCUUCUCCUCUGACACCUGGGGGCUGUUGCCCUACUCCAAGCCCAUCACCACUGUUGUGGGCGAGCCCAUCACCAUCCCCAAGCUGGAGCACCCGACCCAGCAGGACAUCGACCUGUACCAUGCUAUGUACAUGGAGGCCCUGGUAAAGCUCUUCGACAAACACAAGACCAAGUUCGGCCUCCCGGAGACCGAGGUCCUGGAGGUGAACUGAGCCAGCCCUCGGGGCCAGCUCCCAGAAGGAAGCAGCUGCAAUUCAUUUUCUACCAAGUUCUCCCAGUGCUUUUUGUUCUGUAAAUUUGGAAGUGUCAUGGGUGUCUGUGGGUUAUUUAAAAGAAAAUUAUAAUACUUUUGUUAAACCAU